This is a messenger RNA of Ceratitis capitata (Mediterranean fruit fly), 4675 nucleotides long. Its product is annotated as probable serine/threonine-protein kinase DDB_G0282963. The record is from RefSeq and is a predicted model, not a curated record. The transcript is spliced from 8 exons. The coding region runs from base 1223 to 4453 and encodes 1076 amino acids. NCBI's taxonomy places the organism in Eukaryota, Metazoa, Arthropoda, Insecta, Diptera, Tephritidae.
AUAAAAUAAAAUAAAAAAAAUAAAAUGAAAUUAAUUAUGUCUAUAUGUCUAUAUGCGUAGGUUUAAAUUAACAGUUUUUGAAGAAUCUCAAAUUGUUUUGAAAUAUUCAGUCGAUUAAUCCGAAUGUUUUAAAUUUUAACCUACAAAAUGAUACCAAGAGGGUUUCUUGGUCAAAAUCUUGACAAAACUUGAAGAACUUUAAUAUUGUUUGUAAAUUUUAAUAAAAGCCGCCCUGAAAAAUCCGCAACACUUCUAGUUUAGCUAAAAAAAAAAUUUAAAUAGUUCGUAAAAAAUGCUUGAAUCUAGAAAUUUUAAAAUUUAAUUCGAUUUCUCCUGCUACAAGAGAAAACUAUCCUAUCCAUGAUAUUCGUUUCACUAUAUUCUCCGUACUUGUCUUCUAAAUUCAUUUUCAAACCUCUGCCAACUUUAUUCCGCCUAAAUGGGUACCCGUAAGAACACAAACUCAUAAAGUUUUCACUAAAUUACUUUAGAGAAUUAUUCCUCAGAAAACACCAGUAGGGAUCUUUUUAGACAAAACCAUUAUAAAAAAAUGUUUAAAGUGCCUAGAAAAAUAUAUAAAAAUAUUUUUUGCAUUUUCCUAUUUUUUUCAAUGUUUUUAUUUUUGCAGAUAAUAUAUUACUUAACUAACCUCUUAAAGUUUGUAUUUAAUAACAAAAACUUUUAUUAAAUUACAAAGUUGUAAAAACUGUGAAAAUAAGUAAAAAUGGCAAAAGAAGAAAAAUAAAGUCAUAAAAAAGAAAUUAUAUUAUUAACUAUCUUCCUCAAGUGUGUGAGUGAAAAUACUAUACACUAAAUAUAAUAUUAUCAUAAAUUAUAAACAACUCAAAAACACCAAAAACAACAAAAAGGUAUCUUUUGCAAGCAAAAAUCAAUCGCAUAAAAAGUGACGAUGCGACAUUGAAGUGAUGUGGUGACGUGAUAAUACAAAUCCAGUGCUACUCAAAUUGAAAUAGAAUCCUAAAAUGCAAAUUUAAAAAUACCUUACCUGAAUCAAAAAUUUGGGUUUUCUUAACAACAAUUAAACAAGUGCAACAACAUCUUUACACAAUUGAUUGUUUAUUAAAAUAACAACAAAUAUAGCAGUAUAUAAUCGCAUUCAUUUAUAGUGCACAAAUAUAGCCCACUGUCUGCUACAGUGGAACAACGCUUCUCUACGACGACGCGGGAGUGGCAAUCAAACGCACAGCGGCGAGAACGUGUCAUGCAUUGGUUCGAUGGCAGUAUUUCCCUAGAUGAAAAUUUAAUUAGUGGACACGUCAGCGGCGGCAGUAACGGUGAAAAUAGCGACUGCAAUCAGAGUAAAACAUCGUUGAAAGCAAAACGAAGACGCCUCGCUCAUUACAAGCUCAGCAGCAGAUUGGAUCGAAAGUCAUCACGUGGCAUGAUCUAUGAGAAUGAAGAACUGAGGCUGCGUACCAUCAAUAUAAAUGCUGAGGUUGAAAGAGGGCAAUCGGAUAUCAAGCGCCUGCGAAGAGAGAAUGAGCAGCUGCGGCGUGAGAUUUGGACGCUGCGCGACGAAUGCGAUCGUCUGAACAAGCGGUUCAAGGCGAAGUUACUGGAUCACGAUCACAGCGCUUGCAAUGCACGACACAGCGUUUGCAGCGGACGCGGCAGCGUACACGUUUGUGACAGUACUUGCAAUAGUGAUGAUUCAGAUUCCUGUGAUACUUGCAAAGGCAAUGAUGACCAAUGCAGUGACGAGUGUUGCACUGGUGGCAGUUGCCCCCAAUUGGCCACUAAGCAGCCGAUUAUUGAGUUUGCGCCCGAUACGCCCACAGCGCUGGCACCUCAUAACACAGAUAAGUCCACUUUGGUGGCUAAGUCGGUGGGUUCGAAUUCUGAGAGUGCACCAAAUUUACAUCAAGCAUUCGAUCAUUUGUCGGUGGUGUCGGAGGAAACGAUGAGUAAUACCGAACUGCAUUCGCAUGUGCCACACAAUGAGAUGUUGCAUGUGUACACCAAUGAUCUUGGUGGCUCGCAGAUGACUCUGCCCAGUUUGGUGGGACCGCUGACGCCACUGACACCCAUCGAACAGGUGGCCAAUCAGUUGAAUGAUCUGCAGGCGGUUGUGCCGCCAUUGUCUUACUUCGAGAAUGUUUUACAAGAUCACAUGGGCUCCAAUAUAGGAAAUACGCCUAAUACCAGCUCACCUUCAUCGAAAAUUAUGCGGCAUACAAAUGGUUGGGACUAUAAGCUACAAUCGCCCUUUGCUCAUCGCAAGAUAUCCACGGGCUUAUCGCCGCCAGCUUUGCAAAUAGCAACGCCGCUUACAAUGAACGCCGCCCAGCAGCCACAAUCGCGACUUGCGCCACCUCAGUUAUUAACCACAUUUGUGCCAACAGUUGUUGCGUCGCCGGUAAACAAUGAAGUGUCACCAAAUCACACAAAUCUUAACACUGGAGCUCCAGCAAGUGCGCAACAACAGCAUACGACUGCCAUAGAGACGGUGGCGAUCACAACAACGCCUGCCAGCGCCAACCUAACACUUAAUAGUCCAAAGCAUUUCUUUGCGCCACUGAAGCCACGGCUGAAAUUAAACACAGCUUUGGCUAAUCAAGCUCCGACUACCGCCACUAAUGUGCCUGGAGAGCCAGCGGCUUCUAAUUCCACACCAACUACUAACACUGUCAGUGAUGCUGAAAUCGCCAACUGUCAAAAUUGUGAGCCGCCUGACCUUUAUGUGCACAACGGUUUGGCCUCGCCUUAUCAGCGUCAGGCAUUGGGCGAAGACAACGCGGUGCCACCUCCGAUUCCACAACGCGGUAGCUCCUCACAAACGGAAUCUGUUAACCUUGAAACAAUACUCAAUGAUAUCCAAGCGAUAUCGGAGGAUAUAUUAGCGAUACAGUUGGACAAGCGUAGAGAGAAUGAUAACAGUAAUAAGAAACUUCUGGAACAGUGCGAUAAAUCAAAGAAGCCCUACCGCUCAGAAAUGAACUUAACACUACAGUAUAAUGGCGCAAAUGAAGACACCGCCUCCUCUAACGCAACCAGCGUCGCUGCGACUGCAACUCAAACAUCAUUCAAUAGCAGUGGCAAUGGCAACGGACGCUGCACUCGUUCACUGGAGCGCGAUCAUACCGACAGUCCAUCUCCGCACAUACCCGACGCGAUGUUACCCUUCCCAGAUAAACGUACCUACAUUGGCUUCGAUCAGCUAAACAACGAGGCGAUCCAGGCAUUACCGCCUACAAGUGUAGCCAACAUGCAAAGGCCACCUUUGCCGCCGGUGUCAAGUGCAGCUGUCGGCAAGACCCAGCCACCAACACCACCUGCCCGCGGAUUUCCAUCGCCAUUGAAUACACGCUGCGCAGGUAUGGCACGUCCAACACCUGUGUCGAUACCACAACCGCCUACGGAGGAGCAACAGCAACAGGCUGGACCGCAAGCCGCUAAUUCGCCGGUGAGCACGGGACUAGCGCCUAACAAGAGUCAAUUGUAUACAGCAAUAGCGAAUGCGGCGGCUAAACGAGCACAAUAUCGUGCUAAAGCGACGCAUUCGUUGGACGGCGAGUUGACAGCGGUUGGCGUUGCAGAGAUGAAUGAAACGCAAGCCAUUGAUGCGGCGAACGAGGCACUCGCUAGUGAGGUGGCGCGCCGAAAAGCGCGACGUGUUUCAAUCGUUUGCGGUGAUUCCAGUACACCUGAUUCACCGGAUACGGUGACAAAUACACACUUAAUACGAUCUCAAGCACAAAUAAAUUUAAGCGAUAUGCAGGACGCCACAAACACCACAAACACCAUAAAUUCCACUACAACAAACGCGACGACUCACCAGGCCGUUGGCAGCUGCACAGAUUUACCAUCGGCUUUGGUUAAUCCCGCAUUGCGAAAUCUCAAGCAAUCCAGUCACAGCACUCCCAACUCACCACAUUCCGUGCGUCGUCGUAGCAACAGCAACACAAUGAGCCCGAAUAAUAGCGCCGUUGAUGCAACUCACCCACAAUCGCUAUCUGCUAAUACGUCACCCAGGCACGUUGUCAACGUGCAUCAUCGUCACACGAACAGUAGUUGUAGUAAUAUUGCCGCAGCGCAUCAACGUAAAUCCAGUCAAGACUCGACGCGCACGAAUGGCGGUGAGUUAGCAGCGGCUGAUGCUGUUCCGGGCCGUUCACGUUGCUCACGUCGUCACUCUGAUGGCACCGUUGCGAGUAAUGCACAACAACGCGUCAGCAGCACAUCCGGUCAUCAUCAUCACCAUCAUCAUCAUCACCAGCAUACCUCAUCGAUGUUGAGCAAUAAUCUACAUCAUAGCCGUCAUUCGCAUCAGGAUAGUACAUCGUUGUCGGAGCACGGCUCGAAUAGUUCGGCAUCGUCACGAGAGUCAUCGACUACGUUUAGUUUGCGUUCGCAUCGUCGUAAGAUUUCCAUAAGCUCACAUACGGGCGGUAAGAUACCCUGGUGUGGUUGUUGGGGCAAUGGCUGCUUGUAGGCGAUUGGUGUGCUCUCUUGUUGUAGAAAUAUAUCUAUUUAUGUUUAAGUUGUGUAAAAAAAUUCAAUUCAUUGUACGAACUGCAUGUAGAAAUUAUUGUAUUUUUAAAUAAAACUUACUUAGCUUUAGUAUGAUUCCUAAAUUAUAAAUUAGCAAAUAAAAUAUAUUUUAUGAGGUUUUCGGUUAGGAAAUUAAUGAACUAUUUCUUUGAAUGUAAUAAGA